AUGCUUGCUUGGAAACUCUUUGGGGGUCGUACCCAACUAAAAAACACCCUGAUCCAACCCACCAGAAGAUGGUUUCAAUCGUUGAACAAUAGCAUUAAACAAGAUCUUAAACCAAACACCAAAAACACCCAGAAAUUCACUAAAGAAGAGUUGCUCGAGUACAUGCACGCAAAGAGAAGAGAAAAUUCGUCUCACAGAACCAGGUCGACAAUCAAUUAUGCUCUUAGUUUAGGUAUUGGAUUCAUCACGUUGGCGUACGCUGCGGUUCCGUUAUACAGAGCGCUUUGUUCAAGAACUGGUUAUGGGGGUACUCCAAUCACCGAUCAAAGAAAAUUCACCAAUGAUAAGUUGAUCCCGGUAGACACCGAUAAAAGAAUCCGUAUUGCCUUCACUGCAGAAACUUCUGCGAUCUUGCCUUGGAAGUUCACCCCGCAACAGCGAGAAGUAUACCUUGUACCAGGGGAGACUGCUUUGGCGUUCUACAAGGCCCGUAACAAUUCAAACAAGGACAUUGUUGGGAUGGCUACUUAUUCUGUCACCCCAGGGGAGGCAGCUCCGUACUUCAACAAGAUUCAAUGUUUCUGUUUCGAAGAGCAAAAGUUGUUGGCAGGAGAAGAGGUCGACAUGCCUGUUUUCUUCUUCAUCGAUCCAGACUUUGCCAAAGAUCCUGCUAUGAGAAACAUUGAUGAUAUUGUGUUGCAUUACACUUUCUUCAAAGCGCAUUAUGACAGAAACAACGAGUCUUUGGCGGUGGAGAACGUUGUUGAUCCUAACGCGAAAGCGCUCAGUCUAUGA
Molecule: messenger RNA, 795 nt
Organism: Saccharomycopsis crataegensis
Lineage: Eukaryota; Fungi; Ascomycota; Saccharomycetes; Ascoideales; Saccharomycopsidaceae
Gene: COX11
Product: Cox11p
Exons: 1
Coding region: 1-795 (264 amino acids)
Cellular component (GO): mitochondrial inner membrane
Molecular function (GO): copper ion binding
Source: RefSeq, a predicted model, not a curated record